Molecule: messenger RNA, 1107 nt
Organism: Brugia malayi
Lineage: Eukaryota; Metazoa; Nematoda; Chromadorea; Rhabditida; Onchocercidae
Exons: 8
Coding region: 1-1107 (368 amino acids)
Biological process (GO): G protein-coupled receptor signaling pathway
Cellular component (GO): membrane
Molecular function (GO): G protein-coupled peptide receptor activity
Source: RefSeq, a predicted model, not a curated record
AUGUUUUGUGAGAAUGAUCCGCCAUUAUUUGAUAAAAAUAUUUCCAUCGUAAUGCAACAAACACUUUAUGAAUUUCGAUCAACAUACGAUGUAUUACAUCCAUAUGUAUGCCUUUUAAUUUGCCCAGCGGGUAUUUUUGCAAAUAUAAUUCAUAUUUUGGUAUUAACCAGACCAAGUAUGCUACGAUCAGCAGUUAAUUGUGUAUUAGUUGUCAUUGCUGUAUGUGAUAUUAUUACGAUGAGUUCAUAUCUUUUAUAUAUUGUUAAAUUUAAAUUUCUUAUGCCAAUAUCAGGUAUGGGAGUAAGUUAUAUGUGGGUAGUAAUUCUUAAAAUUCAUGCCGUAACGUCUAUAGCACUUCACGGAAUAACAUUGUAUUGUUGCGUGACGUUGGCUAUUAUUCGUUGGAGUGCUUUGGCACAAUCUCGAAAUUCACUUUUUCAGCCUAGUACUUCAUGGUGUGCAACAGGUAUUAUUGCAAUAGUUGUGUCAGCCAUAUGCAUUCCAACCUUUUUGGUGCAUGAAAUAAAAGUUGUAUGGGUUUCUGGUGAACAAUUAUUUUAUACUAUUGAUAUAUCUGAUUGGGCAAUACAUGAUAGUUGCAAAUAUUUCAAACUUAAUUUAUGGAUUUUAGGUAUUGCCUUAAAGGCAUUACCUUGUUUAUUACUGUGCUGUUUCACAAUUUUAUUAGUAUUUCGAUUAAGGAAUAAUCUAAAAAGACGACAAAAUUUACUUUUUCGAAAGUAUUACUUUACUGAUGAUAUUGGAAGUAAAAAAAGUAAUAGUAAUGCUGCUGCAAAGAGAAGUAAACGAAAUUAUGAUCGAACAACUCUUACACUUGUCGUUAUGCUUUCUGUCUUUUUGGUGACAGAAUUACCGCAAGGUGUUUUAGCAAUGUUAAAUGCUUUGCAUACCAAUGAUGUGCAUAGCAUUUUGUAUAGAAAUUUGGCAAAUUUAUUAGAUUUAUUAUCACUGAUUAAUUGUUACGUUGGUUUUAUGACUUAUUAUUUCUUAAGCUCAAAAUAUCGACAAACUUUUGUUAUUAUGCUUGUUAAUUCAAAAUUGAAUGGUAAAACAUUUUUUCGACCGAUUCGCACACUUUUCAACUGA